AUGCUGAACUGCGAUGCGCAACGCGAUCCUAAUGCGAUGAUGACCGCGGCCGAUAGUAACAGCUCUGGCCAGACGGUUGGUAGCUGCGUGAUGAACGCCGGCCUGAAGGCGGCGACCACCGAAGGUGGCCAUAUCAAGCGUCCGAUGAAUGCUUUCAUGGUUUGGUCCAGGGGCCAGCGGCGCAAGAUGGCGCAAGAAAACCCGAAAAUGCACAACUCGGAGAUCAGCAAGCGCCUUGGCACCGAAUGGAAGAACUUGAGCGAAGCCGAGAAGCGUCCGUUCAUCGACGAAGCGAAGCGUCUGCGAUCGUACCGUCCACGCCGCAAACCGAAGAACAUCUUCAAACAGAAGGACAAACAGUAUGCCGGCUUCAGUUUGCCGUGUCUGCACUCACAGAUGGACUCACUGAUGUUUGGUCGCGGUUUCGCGACGACUUUCGACGCUGAAAAGGCGGCUCGUGCGUUCCUAUCACCGCCCGCCGUCACCUAUCCGUCUGGAAACGGAUUUUAUCCAUCCAGAUUCGAUGCUUCGUCGGCAGAAGCGGUAAGUAAACUGACCGAUAUGUCCAGCGCGUUCCACAAGGCUACCACCGAGUUAGCUCAGGCCGCCGUGGCCGCCGCAGCUAACACAUCUUUCUACCAUCCUACAAACAUUUAUCACCCAGGCUCAGCUGCUACUCAGCUGCCAACGUCCUUGUUUGGCAGCAAUCUGCCAGUCGUUAACGCUCCUUCCGCAUUUUCUGGUACUCUAAAUUUACCGUACAGUGGGUCUUACGCAGCUACGAUCAACUGCGGCACUCCGCAGGACCCAAUGUCUCGGUCCGCAAACUUGGCUGCGUACCUUAAGCCCGAAUACAUGUUCAUCAGACAAGAUGCCUCGCCGACCGCUGCCGCAUCGUACAUUUACGCCGGCACGACUCCUUUGAUUUGA
This is a messenger RNA of Soboliphyme baturini, 930 nucleotides long. NCBI's taxonomy places the organism in Eukaryota, Metazoa, Nematoda, Enoplea, Dioctophymatida, Soboliphymatidae. The record is from the annotation of a GenBank genome assembly.